Messenger RNA from Pyrus x bretschneideri (Chinese white pear), 1815 nucleotides. Its product is annotated as carboxypeptidase SOL1. The record is from RefSeq and is a predicted model, not a curated record. The coding region runs from base 78 to 1535 and encodes 485 amino acids. NCBI's taxonomy places the organism in Eukaryota, Viridiplantae, Streptophyta, Magnoliopsida, Rosales, Rosaceae. The transcript is spliced from 15 exons. Gene Ontology annotation, biological process: proteolysis. Gene Ontology annotation, molecular function: zinc ion binding; metallocarboxypeptidase activity.
UCCGAGCUCCAACAACCGCUUCCAGAAUCCGAUGCUGGAGCUCCAUCGCCACCAUCGUCAACCCCAAAGAUCACAUAAUGAAGCUUGCUCUUUCCAUCCUCUUCCUCUCUCUCAGCUUCUCCUCUUUUCUUCGUACUGCCACUGCUAGAGGCGGCCUUCACAGUUCCUACCCCCCAGUUAUCGAAUUUGAUCCUCGCGGUGGUUCUGGAAGGCAAUUGUUUGAAGAUAAGGAGUCUCAGAAGCGUGUUGACGUAGCUCAAGGGUACAUGACUAACUCUGACCUGGAACGGGCCAUUAAGGUGUUCGGCCGAAGAUGCAGUAACAUUUCUAGGGUUUACAGUAUUGGGAAGAGUGUGAAUGGGGUUCCUCUGUGGGCAAUAGAAAUUUCUGAUAAGCCUGGGGAGGAAGAGCCUGAACCUGCAUUUAAGUACAUUGGAAAUGUGCACGGAGAUGAACCUGUAGGCCGGGAGCUUCUAAUUCUACUUGCAAAUUGGAUAUGUGACAACUAUUUGAAAGAUCCUUUGGCAACAUCGAUUGUGGACAAUGUGCAUCUUCAUUUGCUGCCGUCUAUGAAUCCUGAUGGGUUUUCAUUAAGGAGGCGGGGUAAUGCAAAUAAUGUUGACCUAAAUCGAGAUUUUCCAGACCAGUUCUUUCCGGUCAAUGAUGAUGAGGAUUGGAGACAACCUGAAACAAGAGCAAUAAUGAAGUGGUUGAGAGAGAUACAAUUUACUGCAUCUGCCAGCUUGCAUGGGGGUGCCCUUGUUGCAAAUUAUCCAUGGGAUGGCACUCAGGAUAAAAGGAGAGAUUAUUAUGCAUGUCCGGACGACGAGACAUUCCGGUUCUUAGCAAGUGUGUAUAGUCGCUCUCACUACAAUAUGUCAUUGAGCAAGGAAUUUGAGGGAGGGAUUACAAAUGGAGCAUUCUGGUACCCUGUAUAUGGAGGCAUGCAAGACUGGAACUACAUAAAUGGUGGCUGUUUCGAAUUAACGUUGGAGAUUAGUGAUAACAAAUGGCCUACUGCUAAUGAGCUUCUCACUCUUUGGGAAUACAACAAAAUGAGCAUGCUUAAUCUCGUUGCAACCGUAGUCAAGAUAGGAGUACGUGGAAGGAUCUUUUCAUCAGAUGGUGGGAGGCCGUUGCCUGGAUUUAUUGCAAUCAAAGGGAUAAAUUCCACGAUUCAAGCUAGCAGAGCAAUUGCGGAUUACCAUCGCUUGCUUUCCCCUGCUGGAAGAUAUGAAGUUACAGCUACUGCGCCUGGGUAUAAAUCAAAGACGACAUGUAUCUGGUUGGAAGAAGCAGGCGCGACGAAUGUAGAUUUUGUUCUCGAUCCUGUAGUCAAUACCAGAGGAAUCCAAGUUCGAAGUGCCUGUGAUUGCAGCUGGGGCAGUAUGGGCAUCAUUUGGGGAAUCCCCUUCGAAGUCUACCUGCUUUUGAUUGUUAUUGUAGGGUUCCUUUUGUUUUUAUACAAGAGGAGGACAUUUAGCCGAUUAAAACAAAGGCAGUUAGUAGGACCAAAAAGGCCAAUUGUGGCGUAAGGAUCGACUUAACUUGUCAUACGGAGUUUUUCUUUCUGUGAGAGUCAAAAUUAAGCCUCAUUCCCUACGUAGAAAGGAACGGGGAUGAUAACGAACAAUGCAACAGUGAAGACGGAAAAGAAUACGUGUACAGCACUUGAGCAACAUCAAGGUCCAGAUCAACUGAUAUCUGUGGAUGAUAACUUUGUAUUGUUUGGAUGUAUUUUCCAUUUCCUCGCGUAGCAAAAAGACUACUUAACUUAAUCAUUUAGGUCCAGAUCAAAUUUGUGCAUCUUUUCCA